CCGGGGGGGCGCGAGGGGCGGGUCCGAGAGCGGCUGGGGGGGCGGGUCCCCCGGCCGGCCGGCGCAGCAGGGUCACCCCCUUAGCCCGGGGGGGCCCCGCCGCCUCUCUGCCCCCCCGCGGCGGGCACCAUGCCGCCCCAGCAGCGCGCCGGCCCCGCGGCCCGGGUGCGCGUGUGCGUCCGCCUGCGGCCCUGCAGCCAGGGGGACCCCUGCGUCCGCGGCCUGGACUCCCGCUCCCUGCAGGUCGUCAGCUGGAGGAACAGGAAGGAGACCGUGGAGUACCAGUUCGACACCUUCUACGGCGACCAAGCCACCCAGCAUGACCUCUAUGCCGGCUCCGUGCAGCCGGUCCUGGGCCACCUGCUGGAGGGGCAGAACGCCAGCGUGCUGGCCUACGGGCCCACCGGUGCUGGUAAGACGCACACCAUGCUGGGCAGCCCAGAACAGCCAGGUGUGAUCCCACGGGCGCUGCGGGAUGUCCUGCAGAUGACGCGGGAGGCGAGCAGCUCACCCAGGGGUGAGGAGUGGGACUACUCCGUCUCCAUGUCCUACCUGGAGAUCUACCAGGAGAAGGUGCUGGACCUGCUGGAGCCGUCCCAGCAGGACCUGCCGAUCCGGGAGGACCGGGACCGGAACAUCCUGAUCCCGGGGCUGACUGAGCGAGAGCUGGGAGGCUUCGGGGACUUCGAGCGGCACUUCCUGCCAGCCAGCCGCAACCGCACUGUAGCCUCCACUCAGCUCAACGACCGCUCAAGCCGCAGCCACGCCGUGCUGCUGGUGCGGGUGUCGCGGACCCAGCAGGCGCCCCCCCACCGCCGCCGCACGGCCAAGCUCUGCCUCAUUGACCUGGCCGGUUCUGAGGACAACCGGCGCACUGGCAACCGUGGCCUGCGGCUCAAAGAGAGCGGUGCCAUCAAUGCCUCCCUGCAUGUGCUCAGCAAGGUGGUGGACGCCCUCAACCAGGGGCUGCCCCGUGUGCCAUACCGCGACAGCAAGCUCACCCGCCUGCUGCAGGACUCCCUGGGGGGCUCAGCUCACAGUGUGAUCAUUGCGAAUGUCGCCCCCGAGCAACACUUCUAUUUUGAUACGCUGAGCACGCUGAACUUUGCUGCCAAGUCCAAGCAGGUGGUGAACCGGCCCUUCACCCAGGAGACACUGCAGGCCCCAGCUGCACGCAAGAGGCCUCAUGAGGAUCCUGGAGCCGGCAGUGCCAGCCCAGGGGCAAAGAGCCCUCACAAGGAGGAGCCCCCCGAGGCCAAGCCGCUCAGCUCCUUGCUGCCCCUGGAGCAGCUGGACCCAAGGCUGGUGCAGCGGCUGCUGGGCCUGGAGCAGCUGGAGAAGCAGCAGGGGGGUGCUGGGCGGAGGCUGCCGCUGCUUAGCACCCCCCGGCGGGAGCGGGUGGCCCUGCUGCGCCAGCUGGAGGAGACACGCGGCGAGCUGCAGAAGCUGAAGGAGAAGCAGAAGGCGCUAGAAGCUCUGGCACUGCUGGACAACACCUGUCAGCCCAAGCCCCUGCGCGACAGCCAGGCCCCCCCCAGGGCCCGGAAACAGGCCGUGGUCCUGCCCCUGCAGCAAGUGCACACCCCCCUUGGGAAGCAGGCCACGCCCAGUGGAGACAAAGGGGUCCUGGUCAUACAGAGGAAGCAGGGCCAGGCCGAUGGGCCGGGGGCUGAGAACCAGGCUCCACCCUGGGAGCUGAUGCUGCGCCCUGACCUGCUGGCCCAGAGCCGGGAGAACCUGCUGGUGCUGCUCAACCAGGGCAGUGCCAAGGAGCUGCGCGCCCUGCACCGCAUCGGGGACAAGAAAGCCCAGCUCAUCAUGGCCUGGAGACAGCUCCACGGGCCCUUCAGCCAGGUGGAGGACCUUCAGAAGGUGGAGGGGAUGACAGCCAAGCAAGUGGCCUCUUUUCUGAAAGCCAACCUGCUGAGCGCCCUGGGCCGUGUCUCGCUCGCGCCCCCCCCUCAAUAAAGGUCUCUGUGUCCGUCA
Caretta caretta (loggerhead turtle) is the source of this 1986-nucleotide messenger RNA. RefSeq names its product kinesin family member 22 (gene KIF22). Gene Ontology annotation, biological process: spindle elongation; mitotic spindle organization; microtubule-based movement. Gene Ontology annotation, molecular function: microtubule motor activity; microtubule binding; ATP binding. Gene Ontology annotation, cellular component: microtubule associated complex. Lineage: Eukaryota; Metazoa; Chordata; Testudines; Cheloniidae. The record is from RefSeq and is a predicted model, not a curated record.